Molecule: messenger RNA, 643 nt
Organism: Corticium candelabrum
Lineage: Eukaryota; Metazoa; Porifera; Homoscleromorpha; Homosclerophorida; Plakinidae
Exons: 4
Coding region: 44-643 (199 amino acids)
Source: RefSeq, a predicted model, not a curated record
UCCGUCUCCUUCUACUACAAUACAAACCCAAGAAGACGUCAGUAUGGCAGCUAAAAUUCAAACUCAGUUUUGUUCUACAUUUGACAAACCUAAGGACACAAGCAUUCUAACUGUCUUCAUUACUGCAUCCAAUUGUUUUAGAAGUAUUACUGCAAAUGCAUCCAUCAGUUUUAUAAAUGAUAUUUCUCGUUGCAAUUUUACGACUUGCUCAGCUCUUGAAAGUUCCAUAGAUACUCAGCAGCUUGCUAGUACAACAAGUGCUAUUUCGUGCAGCCUUACGUCCGUCGCUCAAAAUCAGUCUGUUUCUUCUAAACCCACCGCUGAUCCGACAGACUACCCUAGAACAAGUCCAUCUAAAUCAAGUAAACAAACAAGUACUCCUACAUCGAUCAAACAAACAAGUGCAACUACAUCAGAUAAACCAACAAGUUCUUCCAUGCAAGCAAGCUCAACUACAUCAGCUAAACAAACAAGUUCAACUAGAGCAAAUCAACAAAAAUCAAGUCAGUCGACAACUUACCAACAGAGAUUGAGUCUAACUACAGAAUAUCGUAAUUUAUCUACCCAUCCAAUGGCAAGAGGAACGUCUCCUCCACCUCAGAAAGAUUCUACCUCUCAAGGUUCUAAUCUUGCAGCGUAUUGA